GAGUUUUGUGGUCAAUAUUGCAAUCCAGCUCUCUUUGAGGAAUUAAUGGUAGGUGGUAAGUGGUGGUUUAACUCAUCUAUAGUAGAGAUGACAAAUAUGUGGUUUGGGAGCUUUUAUUUUAUUGUACACAAAAUGUAUAAGGACCACUAUGAUUUCUUUUUAGAUAGAAUAAUCAGAUGA
This is a messenger RNA of Heterobasidion irregulare TC 32-1, 180 nucleotides long. RefSeq lists its product as uncharacterized. NCBI's taxonomy places the organism in Eukaryota, Fungi, Basidiomycota, Agaricomycetes, Russulales, Bondarzewiaceae. The transcript has a single exon. The record is from RefSeq and is a predicted model, not a curated record. The annotation marks the transcript as partial.